GAGAGCCCCGGGCUUUGCCCGGAUGGGUUUACACUGCACACGGAAAGAAAACAUCCCUAUGACAGUCGAGGUGCCUUGCCCAAGGUCAGGCCCACAGAGACAGGACCUGAACACCAAGCGGCUGAGUGCCAGGCCAGCCCCUUGCCCUCCUCCCUGUCCCCUGAAAACGAUCCCCCCUGAGCCAGCCCCUGGCUGCCCGCCCGGCGGCUGCUCUGUGAUGCCCGCUUACGAUACUCUCUCGCCCCAUGCUUUUCCGCUGCGCCCCGUGCGAGGGACGCUAGGACCCAGCGGGAUCCUCCGGCAGCGCCCUGGGAGGUGCAGCUGCGUCUGGGGUUUGGCUCGGCUUGUCAGUUUCACCUCCUGCGCCCACCCCCUUCCCCCCCCCCCGCGCAGCCAAAGGCAGAGAGGGGCGGGGCGGGGCGGCUUCCACCUGCAGCCCUCAGCAGCCGGCGGGGCACCCCAGGCCGGCAGGAUCAGCCGGCGCUGGGUGGAACCUCUCUCCUGGGAGCCGCGAUUCUGCUGCGCACCCGGGACCUGCUCUCGUCGCCUCCUCCUCCUCCGCCGGAGAGCCCCAGCGGCUGCCCGCCCGCGGCUCCAGCUUUCCCUGGGCCAUCGGUCACUUCCCCGGCCCUGGGGUGGUGUCAUUUGUUUGGAUUCGGUUACUACCAUCGCCACCUCCCGGGCAGGAAGAUCGCGUGGCUGGGGGGGAGCUCACAGAGGCAGAUCCUUAGAGGAGGAAGCAGCCCGCCCCACCUGCCGCGGGCAUCACACUCACCUGUUCUCCAUUGGUGGCACACCUGGGCAGCAGGGGCCGGUUUCCAGGCUGCGGUGAGCCGCACAGCUUGGCGUUAAACGUUUAGGAGCCAGGGAGAAAAAGGCGAAAGCCUCCCCCGGGAGGAGAGACUCCAUCUACACCCACACACUUCUCCAGCGCAGAAAGGACCAGGGCAGCUCAGUGAUCUUUCAAGGGUUUUCCUCCAGGCAGUGCUGAAAUAUUUAUAUUCUUUUGCCUUGUUUGUUUGCAGGGGAGCCAUCUGGUGAGUCCUCCCCACCAGGAGUCCUUAGGAGACAGCUUCUGGCUCUCACUGUAGAGAACGUAAUUUUGAAAUCUGCUUUUCCUGCCUGUUCUGAAACCGUCUCCUCUUCCCCUCCUCCCCUGCCCUUACCUUUAAAAACAAAACCAUUCUGGUUUCAGAAUCUCUUAAUUGAGGCAAAACCAGUAUUUACAUUUUUUUUUGGAGUGGGGGGGGAGGCAGACACCGUCCUAGGCCCACCGCACCUAUUCUUGUUAAGGAAACUUAAAACUAGAAUUUGUCAGUGUCCCUUCCACGACCAUGUCCACCCGAGAAAGCGUACAGAUCCCAGACGAUCGGGAUUUUAAUAAUUUCCGGACCGAAUGCAACUCGGACACAGGCUGGAGUCAAACUUAUAACAAAUCGGGACUUGUUGUGUGGAUUCAGGUCUUGGAGGUGGAGAGAUCCCUGCAUAAAAUCAAGUGCAGGAUGGAGUGCAAGGACAUCACCGCGGACACGCUCUACGAUGUGCUGCACGACAUCGAGUACCGGAAAAAGUGGGACACAAACGUCAUCGAGACCUUCGACAUUGGGAAGCUGACCGUCAACUCGGAUGUGGGCUACUAUGCCUGGAAGUGCCCCAAGCCCCUGAAGAACAGAGACGUCAUCACCCUGCGCUCCUGGCUGCCCAUGGGGGCCGAUUACAUCAUCAUGAACUACUCGGUCAAACACCCCAAAUACCCUCCAAGGAAAGAUCUGGUGAGAGCGGUGUCCAUCCAGACAGGCUACUUGAUCCAGGGGAGAGGAGCCAAGAGCUGCUCCAUCACCUACCUUGCCCAGGUUGACCCCAAAGGUUCUUUGCCCAAGUGGGUGGUGAACAAAUCGUCUCAGUUUCUGGCUCCAAAGGCCAUGAAGAAGAUGUACAAAGCCUGCCUCAAGUACCCUGACUGGAAGCAGAAGCACAACCCACACUUCAAGCCCUGGCUGUUCCCCGAGCAGAGCACCCUCCCCACCGUGGCGCUCUCGGAGCUCUCCAUCCAGCAUGCCGACUCGCUGGAGAACAUCGACGAGAGCAGCCUGUCCGAGACCAAAGACGACCGGGGCGAGGGCAGCGACGAGGACAGCAUCAACUGAGCCACCCUCACUUCCCCCCCAGCCCCUCGCCCCUCCGCACCUGCCCAACCGGGUUCAUUUUGUCUGUGUAUCCAGUGCAGGUCAUGUAACACGCUCCCCAGCCCCAUCCCUCCCCACCCCGGCUAACGGGGCUGCUGUUAGUCAGGGCAUUUCUCAAGCAGGCCGGGGAUGGGAAAGGGACUUGUCCCGCCCUUGAUGCCAGAAAUCUGGAUUUCCCCAAAGCUAGCCCUGCUCGUGCUUUAUGCCUGGACCCUCAAAGGUAUAACUCCCACUGGGCAUUAGGCAUCGAAAUACCUUUCAGGGUCCAGGCCUCCGUGCUUGGCAGUGGGAACACCAGCUCUCUAGCACCGAGCAGGAUGGAUACCCCGUAGAUUGAGGGGAAACUUGUCUCUCUCCUGGCUGAGAAAAGCAGGGUGUGGGGGGAAUCCGUGGGACUGCAGAACCGUCCCCGUGGGCCAAUGGGCCAAGCUACGUUCAAAAUCUUGGGGCCUUCUGAGAGCGUGAGCCACCUUCCCUGGUCUGCCCAGCAACGCAGGCUGGGCACUGCCUUCUCGGAGGGCAGGAGACCAUCAACGUGCACCAGCGCAGUCAGCGUUGAGGGAGAGUCACUGCCUGCAGGGAGCCCGUGAGGGGUGCGUGAGUGUCAGGCAUAGUUCUCCCAAGGGAGGAGGGCUUGGGAAAUCUCUGCCCUUCGGUGAACGAGAUGACUGAAGUGGGAUUGGCGCUCCUGGAAAGCCGCAUGCUCCCCAUGUUGUUAAAUGGCUGUCAUCUCUGUUUUCUUUCUUCUCCUGUAAGAGUUAGAACUGCCUUUUUCUGAUUGGGACCAGUUUAAGGGACCCAUCUCCCUAGGGGGGUCCCCAGCUGCUUUGGGACUCUCCGGAGAGGGUGGGACCCCUAGGGGCCCUGGGCUCUCCUGUGAGAGGAGACCCAGAGGUCUUGACGUCUGAAUAUUUUCUCUGCACUAGAAUUAGAGGCCUUGAAUCUGGAUUUUGAAGCCGGUUCCUUGAAAGCACUCCCUGAAAACACCAUGUUCUGUUUCAUGGGGGAAAAAGAGAUUUUGUACCUUGUACUGGAGCAGUUUAUUUAGGAAUAAAAGAAACAAAUCAGGCAA
This is a messenger RNA of Dermochelys coriacea (leatherback sea turtle), 3258 nucleotides long. RefSeq names its product StAR related lipid transfer domain containing 10 (gene STARD10). Gene Ontology annotation, molecular function: lipid binding. NCBI's taxonomy places the organism in Eukaryota, Metazoa, Chordata, Testudines, Dermochelyidae. The transcript is spliced from 6 exons. The coding region runs from base 1335 to 2147 and encodes 270 amino acids. The record is from RefSeq and is a predicted model, not a curated record.